Molecule: messenger RNA, 2276 nt
Organism: Closterium sp. NIES-67
Lineage: Eukaryota; Viridiplantae; Streptophyta; Zygnematophyceae; Desmidiales; Closteriaceae
Source: the annotation of a GenBank genome assembly
GCAGCCAGCCGUUUUGAGCAAUCCACCACCAUUAUUCUCCGAGCUCUCUUGCUGUCGAAGGGUUGUCGAGCUACUCGUUCGCUUACGUGACCUGUUCUAAACGCUACUGGAAGCGUCGAUUAAUACGCAGCUUUCGCGGUGAAGUAACGGUGCUAGGGCGGUACCUCGUUACCGACCUCCACUGUGCUCCUUCUUUCGUGUACGCCUCUCGCUUCCCACGUCUCGAGAGCGUUUCGUGGCCACCGGACAAUUUAUAAUAACAAGCAUUCUUGAUAUUAUAUAUCCCUACAAGAGUCUAAGCAAACGAGCCGAUGGAAGGGGACUGCGAGCACGAGCUUGCGAUCGAUCCUGCGAUCGAUUUGGAGGAGGAGCGGCUGGACAGCAGUCGCACGAUGCGUCGCAUCGUCGUCGCAGUGGACGGCAGCGACGGCAGCGACAUGGCUGUGCACUACGCGCUGCAGCGAAUUGCCGACCCGCUCACGGACCACCUCUUUCUCCUGCACGUCAAGGCGGCUCGCCACUCGCCAUCAGAUUCCUUCGCGCCGGCCUCUCCGUCCUGCCUGCCGUCGUCGCCUCGCGCCUCUUCCUUCGCACGACGAGGCGACGCCACCGCCGCCGCUCUACCCUCCACCGGCCGCUUUUCGCGGAAGCGGCGCCAUGGCUCCCCGCCGAGCGCCGCCGUGUGGCCGUCGGCGGCUCUAUCGCAACCCUUAUCGCGACCCGCCGACUCGUAUCAUGCCGCCGACGCUUCGCCGGCUUCCCUUGGCGCCUCCACCGACCGCGCCGCUGCUCUCCUCGCCUCGUGCUUUCUCGACGCCGCCGCAAAUCCCGCCGCCUCUCCCACCACAUCCGCUGCUCUCACGCCCUGGCAGUUGCCCCGCGCUCCAGUUAGACGGUUCAGCGAAAGCGGUGCAGCCAGCGGCGGUGGCGCAGAACCUCUGCGGCAUGUGCGGCGGCGGAGCGUGGAUGGGCUGUGCAUGGGCGGAAGCGCCGCAGGCGCGCGGAGCGGAAACUCCCCCCCGCCCCCUGCACCGGAGCUGGCGGAUAUGCGCAAAGCGGCGGUUGCGGCGGCGCUGAUGCUGGAAAGCGCGUUCGAGUCGUCGGGAGGCGCCGCGGCAACGUGCGCAGACGCUACUGUUGCAGGUGGGGGUGACAUGAAUGCGAAAGCAGCAGCAGCAGCAGCAGCAGCAGCAGCAGCAGCAGCAGCAGCAUUAUCAUCCGCCGCUUCGUGGAAACGCGUGCAGGAGGGAUCGGAAGAGAGCGCGACGACAACGACCGCUGAUAUGAGGGCCGGUUUAGUAGGUAGGCAUGAGGUGGCCCCACCUGCUGUGUUCCGGUUUCCCGGCGGUUCCGGCGGCGACAAGCGCGCGGGGUUGGCAAGAGCGAGGGACUGGGGGAGCAGGUUCCGCGGGGCAGAAGCGCACGAGGCCGCUGGUGGCGCGUGGUGCGGCGGAAACGGCGGAAGUGGCGGGUCGGUGAGGGCGUGCGGACGUAGGCUGGGAAGACCCUUGAGGCAGCAGCAGCAGCAGCAGCACAUGGACUUAAAGGUGGCGAGGUGGUUGGAGCGGUUUGCUCGGGAGGCGGAGCAGAUGGGCAUCGCCUGCGACACUGCUGUGGUCGAGGCCUCGGACCCCUGUGAGGCAGUGCUUUGCCGGGUGCAUGCAGUGCACGCCCACCUCCUCAUUCUCUCGGGCCACCUCGCUGACUCUGCUGGCGGCGCUGCUGCCUUCGCUUCUGAUCCCCACGCUCCUCCUCCUGCUGCUGCUGCUGCCGCCGCUGCUGCUGCUGGUGCAGCAGGUGCAGGAGGGGUAGGGGCGGGUGUGGUAGCCAGAAUCAACAGGGAGAGCUUGGAGGAGGGAGGUGGUAUGAGAGUGGGGUUGGGAGUGGGCGUGCGUGGGGCGGGAGGUGUGCAGAGUGGGUGUCCCGUGCUGGUGGUGAGGCCAGGCAGGAGCAGGAUCCGGGACCGCUCUAGCUUGAUGGAGUUCUGAGGUCGCUUUGCUUUUGAGGCGCCUCACAGUGGGUCCUAGUGCAGACAGUUGUGCUAGCUUGAUGGAGUGUUCUGAGUGGACUGAGUGCGCUUUGGGUGGCAGGCAGGCAGGCAGCUCACCUUAGGGUGAGCUCGGAGAGCACAGUAGAGUGAAGCUAUGUACCUUUUGAAAUGCUCAAUCAGAUAUACAGUGCUAUGGCGCACUUGUUGGACUGAACACAUACCGGUAGUUUCCGUUGCCCUUCGUUGCAUUUGUUGUGUAUGCUUUUGAUUUAUGCAUUAAGUAAUA